Drosophila busckii is the source of this 4743-nucleotide messenger RNA. RefSeq names its product regulator of G-protein signaling loco (gene loco). The record is from RefSeq and is a predicted model, not a curated record. Lineage: Eukaryota; Metazoa; Arthropoda; Insecta; Diptera; Drosophilidae. Bases 16 to 4563 code for a protein of 1515 amino acids. Gene Ontology annotation, biological process: signal transduction. Gene Ontology annotation, molecular function: GTPase activator activity; protein binding. The transcript is spliced from 4 exons.
UUAAAUACAAAAGACAUGGCCAUGCAUCAUCAUCAUCCGCCAUUGCCAGUGAUGAACACGGAAAUGCAGCAGCAACAGCAGCAGCAGCAGCCUCAGCAUAGACGACGCAAGAAGCGUCCUAACUAUGGAACGCGCACUGUGGAAGUGCGUCGAGGCUACAAUGGAUUUGGUUUUACUAUAUCAGGCCAACAGCCUUGUCGCUUAUCCUGCAUCAUACCCAAAUCGCCAGCUGAGCAAGCAGGUUUGCGUGCUGGCGAUUUUCUCAUAUCGGUAAAUGGGCUGAACGUCUCCAAGCUGCCACACGAGACGGUGGUGCAGUUAAUAGGCAACUCGUUUGGCAGCAUACGCAUGCAAAUAGCGGAGAACUACUACUCGGACAGCUCGGACGAGGAGAAUGCCAACAACACGCUUCUGAUGCAGCGCAGUGCGCGUGGCCAGCUCUUCACUGCCAGCUUGGGUGCCAGUGUGCGUAGCAAGCCGCGCUUUCAGCAUCACAAGGCCAAGAUGCAUCGACUGCGCAACUCGCCGCAGAAGAAACCGCCGGCAGCAGCAGCAGCAGCGCCGGUGGCAGUAGCUGAACCCGCUAUGUUGCAACCAGUGCUGGAGGAUGCGCCGUACAAGAGCGCCGAUGUGGCUAAUGUUAGCGCCAUGGUGCGUGCUGUGGGCAGCGCUGCGCUGGAGUAUCGCGUUAUUGUUGGCUAUCUGGGCACCAUUGAGAUGCCCAAGCAAAUCUCGCACAGCUCCAAGCUGCAGACAGUGCGCUCCUGCAUACGCAAGCUGCGCCAGGAGAAGCGCCAGCCCACAAUUGUGCUCAUGUGCAUUACGCCCGACUGUCUGCGCCUGCAGAGCGCCAGCGGCGGCAUCUUGGCCACCUACAGCUCGUCACGGCUCAACUAUGUGAGCUCCUCGUCGGAGAGCGAGAAUCGCUUCUUUGGACUGGUGACGAGUGCUGUUCACAAUACGCAAAUCGAUGAGGAUUACGAAGUGGAGGACAAGCAAUACGCAGGGGGCAGUAGCGCACACAUUAGCAUCUCGCACAGCUGCCAUGUCUUUGUUAUUGACACCAAGCUCAUAGAUCAUUGCCAGCAUCUGGCACGCGCGCAGGAGUAUCGACUGGAGUGCACCAAAGAUCCCAUCUCGAAUUUGUGCCUGGAGUUUCCCAACAACUCGGAGUAUGUGGUCAAUCUUAUACGCAGCAUGUACACCAUGCGCAUCCUGCCGCCCGCCAGUCGCAGCCACCAGCAGCAGGACUAUGAAGCUGCAGCGGCUGCGCAUUCGCCGCAGCCUUCAAAUCACAGCGAGAUAUCCACCACCACUUCCAACUCGGACUCGGGCAUUGGCUUCAACAACGACUGCACCAACAUAUCGGAUCGCAUUUUGGUUGUGGAUUUUGCUGCUGCUGCUGCUGCAGUUGGUCCUCCGUUAAUGGCGCCCAGUGCGCCACGCCCACUGGGUAUUGUAGGCAUGCCGGACAAUCGUUUAACUGUGCGCGCUAUGCCAGAUCCCAGUCCUAACGGCAAGACGCCCUCACUGCGUCGUCCCAAUUUGCUGGCGAGCUUCAAUCUGCUCAAGAGUCCAGCUACCAAUUUGAGCGGCACACGCUCCUGCGACGAUGUGCUGAAUCUUUUGACUGACGAGCAGCCGCUGCUAAUGGGCGCCGCCUCCAUGGACGACAUUUCGCUGCACUCCACUGCGCUGUCACAGGAGGAAGCUUACAUGUUUGUGCCGCCAACUUGUGUGCCCAGAAAGGUGCGUCGCUCACUACAGCCGCCUAUGAGCAACACGCCCAGCAAGCUUAGCGCCCAAGUCUUUGGCAAGCCGCGCUCACGCCAGUCGCUUACGUUUGAGGCCAUCAAUAGCCAUGUGCCCAGCAGCACAAGCUUGGUGCAGCCCAUGGACACUUGGGCCAGCCUACAGAAUCUCUACAAGCUGGGCAAGGCUACAGCAGCACAGCACACAUGCGCAGCCAGUCAAUGCCAGAUAGAAGCUACCAACAGUGAACCAGAUCUUGGGAAUCGUGCACUGCCCGCCAAUGCAUCGCCCUUUAGACGCGCCUGGGGACAGUCAUCGUUUCGCACUCCUCGCAGCGACAAGUUGGCGACAGCACAGCAAAUGCCGGACAAAGCGGACGGCACAAGUCCAAGAGUACGCCGUACAGCCUCGAUGACUUCGGCGGACAACAAUGAUGUGUAUACCAAGAGCUUUCCCAGCGAUGAGCUCAAGUCAGCGAAGCAAACAAAAGCGACGCAGCCACAGCCACUGGCGCUGUUCCAUGUGCCGCAUAUAUUCACCACACCUGCGCCGCCGUCCAGUGUAAUGGCCACAGCUGCAACAGCAGCGCAUGCUGAGGAUGUGGAGGUCACAGGUCCCAGCAGCUGGGGCAACUCAUUUGAGCGCAUGUUGCAAGAUGCUGCCGGCAUGCAAACCUUUGCCGAGUUUCUCAAAAAGGAGUUCUCAGCUGAGAAUAUUUACUUUUGGACUGCCUGUGAGCGCUACCGCCAGCAGGAAUCGGAGCCGGAGCGCAUUGCCUUGGCGCGUGAAAUCUACAGCAAGCAUUUGGCCAACAGCAGCAGCGAUCCCGUCAAUGUGGACUCCCAAGCGCGCAAUCUGGGCGAUGAGAAGCUAAACAGCGGCGCCACUGACAUUUUUGCGCCAGCUCAAAAGCAAAUCUUUAAUCUAAUGAAAUUCGACAGCUAUCAGCGCUUCAUACGCUCUGAACUUUACAAAAGCUGCGUGGACGCGGAGCAAAAGCGUCAGCCAUUGCCCUACACAGGCGCCGAUCUGGACGAGCUGCUGAAGACAAAUUUUCACAUCGUAGCCUCGCCUAAGCUCAAGAAGUCAGCCAGCAAUGCGGAGGAUCGGCGGCGCAAGAGUUUGUUGCCCUGGCAUCGCAAGACGCGCAGCAAGUCACGUGAUCGCAGCGAAGUGAUGGCGGAUUUGCAGCAGGGCAUGUUGCAAGCGCCACAGGGCACAUCGCAGCCUUUGUUGGCUUUGUUAGGCGGUCCCUGCUCGGUGCAGAAUUCACUAAGUGACUUGCACAGCUCGCGCUCUUCGUUGUCCUCCUUUGAUGCAGCUCCAGCUGCAAGUGCAGAAAGCGCCUGCAACUUGUGCCGCGUUAUACUGACCGAUGGUGCCACCACAAUUGUGCAGACUAGACCUGGCGAAACAGUAGCACAGCUGGUGGAGCGUCUGCUGGAGAAGCGCAAUCUGGUUUAUCCCUACUAUGAUGUUGUCUUUCAAGGCAGCACCAAGUCCAUAGACACGCAGCAGUCGGCGCAGCUGUUGGCCGGCAAGGAGGUGCUGAUUGAGCGCCGUGUUGUCUUCAAGCUGGACUUGCCCGAUCCCAAGGUUAUCUCGGUUAAGAGCAAGCCCAAGAAGCAGCUGCAUGAAGUCAUCCGACCCAUACUGCAUAAGUAUAACUAUCAAAUGGAAUGCGUGCAUGUGCUGCUGCGUGAAACACAAACGCCGCUGGAUCUAAUGCAGCCAGUGACAGUAGCCGAUGGACAGCGGCUGCAAAUCUCACUGCGUCAGCCUACAAAGCCGCAAAGCAGAUCCCUCAUCGAGGCAGCUGCAGCGCAGGGUCAUCUAGAUGAGCUAACGAACAAAGUGUUUAAUGAGCUGCUGCAAAGCAAAGCAGAUGCAGCUGCCUGCCAUAAGCCAAGUGAUGUUUGCUCCAUGAAAUCCAAUGAAUUGCGUUCCGAAAGCUCCUCCUCGCUCUUGGAGCGCAUGCGCCGCCAGCAGCAGCAGCAACAGCAGCGCGACAACAGCAACAUUCCUGGCAGCAAGCUGCCCAAGCUGAAAAAGAAAUCAACCAGCAGUGAACAUUCCGAGGAAACAGCCACAGCGGCAGCCAGCAUGGAUCCCAAGAAGCCCAUCAUAGCCAAACUUAAGGCCGGCGUCAAGCUGCAGUCAACAGAGCGAGUAGCGGAGCAUCAAGAUGAACUACUCGAAGGCUUGAAGCGUGCGCAGCUGGCGCGUCUUGAGGAUCAGCGUGGCACUGAAAUCAAUUUCGAUUUGCCGGACUUUUUGAAGAACAAGGAGAAUCUCAAUGCGGCUGCCUCCAAGUUGCGCAAAGUGCGUGCCAAUCUGAGUCCCGUCAGCAAGGCCAGCAGCCCUAGUGCAGAUGCUGCUGCACCACAAGCAGCACCGCGGCUUUCAAUUACGCGCAGCCAAUCGAGCAGCGUUUCACCCAUGAAAGUUGAUGUAGAGCAAGAGACUGAACUGCCCAUGUCCAUGUCAAUGGUGUCGCCCACAAUUAAGGCACAGGACUUACAGGAAAUUGCCAAAGCGCCGCCACCACUCCCGCCCAAGCCCAAAGUGUUGCCCAUCAAGCCAUCAAACUGGGGUGCAGCCGCCACAACGUCAAUCACUGGCAAUUACAGCAACAGAUUCUCGCCCGUUAAGCCAGCAACAACGCCAACAGCAUCAGCAGCAGCAGCAAUAUCGCCCACAGCAGCAUCAGCAACAGCAAGCGGAUCUUUCGUAACCAAAUUGCCUAAAUCCUUGGAGCAAACAGGCUCACGUUGCGCUUAUCUCGAUGAGCCCAGUAGCAGCUUUGUUUAGUAAUUUAGUAGCUUUCUUAACUAAACUAAGUGUGAAUUUUGUAUAUAGUAUGGGGUACUAAAAUGUAUUCCUUGACAUAAACAGUUGGCACAAAGGGUAUGUGGGGACUCUGUUUAUAUUUAUAAUUAGCCGUACUAAGCUUUAACUUUUAAUGCUAUUUGUAUUAACAAUUUUAUUAUA